Sorghum bicolor (sorghum) is the source of this 1125-nucleotide messenger RNA. RefSeq lists its product as uncharacterized. The coding region runs from base 259 to 840 and encodes 193 amino acids. The transcript is spliced from 5 exons. The record is from RefSeq and is a predicted model, not a curated record. Lineage: Eukaryota; Viridiplantae; Streptophyta; Magnoliopsida; Poales; Poaceae. Gene Ontology annotation, biological process: regulation of chromosome segregation.
CCCUGACCCGCAUCCGUUCUGAGUGGGCCCAAACACCGUCAAAAUAGGAGCCGUCCCGUCCAAUCCCAUCCCCGUUCAUCGCGGCGACGUGCCGGCGGCAAAAGCGAGGGCAGUAGCCGUUGUCGCGGCCGCCGGCUGUACAUCCCCACUCCCUAACCUACGCAGGCGGACCCCUCUGCGUCUCUCUUCACCGGCACCGGGCGCGCAGGCGGGAGAGGUGGGGGCUAGGGAGCUAGGGUUCCCGUCGCCUGUCGUCUGAUGGCGGCGGGCGCGGGCGAGAGCCAGGGGGUGGGAAGACUCCUCUCCUACGCCGACGAUCUCGUGGGCGUCCUCCGCGUCAGCACUGACCGCGACAUCAACGCGCGGGUCGGCGCCGGAGCGCGGAGGCUGCUGUCCGCCUGCCGGUCCGAGGCUGACGACCUCGAGCUGAAGAUCAAAGAAACUGACUUCUGCAAAGAAAAGACUGACAAAGCAAAAGUUGAAACCAUUGCUGACGAUGAACUUAAUGCACUGGAAAGCAAGAUGGAAGAAAACCUGCAGGAAGAGAAGCAGCUUCGUGAAGAGUUAAGAGUGCUACAUGAUGAGCUUGAUGACCUAGACCACCAAAGAGUUUCUAUAAAAGAAAGAACGGAUGCUGUCAAGAAGAAAAAGAAAGACACGCAGAAAGCAAAACGUAUGCUUUCCAUGUGCAUGUCAGUUACAAAUAUCGUCCCAAAUUUGGAAGGCCAGGAUAAGGUUUCGGGAAAUAUUAUCCACCAGAACAGGAGGAUGGAGAAAUUCGAGUUUGAGAACACGACACCACCAGUUGAGAUAUGCGACGAGCUCUGGAAGAAGAUUUAGCAUGUGCAGAUCAUUCUUGUUGUAAGUCGGCGGAAACUAUGCCGGUGUAUUGUCGCUGGUUGGUGGUCCUCCCAUCGAGAAGGGGAUGCAGUUCGCCAUGUUGUUUGUAUCGUUAAUUCGAGAAGUUGUACUAUUUUCGGUCAAGGGCGCCUUUGGAACAGAAAAAAAAUCUGAGUUUCAAAGGCUGGAGCCAUGUUUGAAUAAGUUGUACCGACGUCGGUAUCUGGCUUGGUAGCCAUAUUUCGAAGUCGUUCGACUCGACAGUCAUUCACUAGUAUCAAACCA